AUGAUGAAUCUUUAAAAAUAUUAGAUUAAGCACUUACCGUUAAUCCACAAUAUAGCUUUUCUCUUCAAUCUAAAGGUAUAUUAUAAUCAUAAUUUUUAGGUUUAUGUUUAGAAGAGCAAUAAAAUUAUAAAGAAGCUUUAAUUUAUUACGAGAAAUCAUUAAAGAUAAAUCCAAAUGAUCAAUGGACAAUAAACUAAAAGAGUAUUGUUAACAUAUUAUAUUAGAAAUUUGCGAGAAUAAAUUGA
Messenger RNA from Paramecium pentaurelia, 245 nucleotides. The record is from the annotation of a GenBank genome assembly. Lineage: Eukaryota; Ciliophora; Oligohymenophorea; Peniculida; Parameciidae.